Messenger RNA from Panthera uncia (snow leopard), 2861 nucleotides. RefSeq names its product chloride voltage-gated channel Ka (gene CLCNKA). The transcript has 19 exons. Lineage: Eukaryota; Metazoa; Chordata; Mammalia; Carnivora; Felidae. Gene Ontology annotation, biological process: transmembrane transport; chloride transport. The coding region runs from base 120 to 2183 and encodes 687 amino acids. Gene Ontology annotation, molecular function: voltage-gated chloride channel activity. The record is from RefSeq and is a predicted model, not a curated record. Gene Ontology annotation, cellular component: membrane.
GAAAACGCUUCUCCUUUUUAUCUGGGAAGUAGGGGCAUUGGAAGGGCCAAGCGGCAGGGCAAAGCCACUGGAGCAGCUUACCAAGGGUCUGUCUGUCUGUCUGUCUGCUCAGGGACCCGAUGGAAGAGCUGGUAGGGCUGCGUGAGGGCUCCUCGGGGAGCCCUGUGACUCUUCAGGAGCUAUGGGGCCCGUGUCCCCGCAUCCGCAGAGGCAUUCGAGGGGCCCUGGAGUGGCUGAAGCAGAAGCUGUUCCGCGUCGGGGAGGACUGGUACUUCCUGAUGACCCUCGGGGUGCUCAUGGCCCUGAUCAGCUACGCCAUGAACUUCGCUAUCGGGCGCGUGGUCAGAGCACACAAGUGGCUCUACCGGGAGAUUGGGGACAGCCACCUGCUCCGGUAUCUCUCCUGGACUGUGUACCCUGUGGCCCUGGUCUCCUUCUCCUCUGGCUUCAGCCAGAGCAUCACACCCUUCUCUGGAGGUUCUGGAAUCCCAGAGCUGAAGACUGUUCUGUCAGGCGUGGUGUUGGAGGACUACCUGGAUAUUAAGAACUUCGGGGCCAAGGUCGUGGGCCUUACCUGCACCCUGGCCACUGGCAGCACCCUUUUCCUGGGCAAAGUGGGCCCCCUCGUGCACCUGUCUGUGAUGAUCGCUGCCUACCUGGGCCGUGUGCACACCAAGGCCAUUGGGGAGCCUGAGAACAAGAGCAAGCAGAACGAGAUGCUGGUGGCAGCGGCCGCGGUGGGUGUGGCCACAGUGUUUGCAGCGCCCUUCAGCGGCGUCCUGUUCAGCAUCGAGGUCAUGUCUUCCCACUUCUCUGUCUGGGAUUACUGGAGGGGCUUCUUCGCUGCCACCUGCGGGGCCUUCAUGUUCCGCCUCCUGGCAGUCUUCAACAGCGAGCAGGAGACCAUCACCUCCCUCUACAAGACCAAUUUCAGGGUGGAUGUCCCCUUCGACCUGCCAGAGAUCUUCUUUUUUGUGGCCCUGGGGGCCAUCUGCGGUAUCCUGAGCUGCGCUUACCUCUUCUGUCAGCGAACAUUCCUUGGUUUUGUCAAGACCAACCGGGUCACCUCCAAACUGCUGGCCACCAGCAAGCCUCUGUAUUCCGCCCUGGCCGCCUUGGUUCUUGCUUCCAUCACCUACCCCCCUGGCGUGGGCCGCUUCAUCGCUUCUCGGCUGUCCAUGAAGCAGCAUCUGGAGUCACUGUUCGACAACAACUCAUGGGCGCUGAUGACCCGGAACUCAUCCCCACCCUGGCCUGAGGAGCUCGACCCCCAGAACCUGUGGUUCGAGUGGUACCACCCACGGUUCACCAUCUUUGGGACCCUCGCCUUCUUCCUGGUUAUGAAGUUCUGGAUGCUGAUUCUGGCCACCACAAUCCCCAUGCCUGCCGGCUACUUCAUGCCCAUAUUCAUCUUCGGAGCUGCCAUCGGGCGCCUCAUCGGGGAGGCCCUGGCUGUUGCCUUCCCUGAGGGCAUCGUAGCCGGAGGGGUCACCAACCCCAUUAUGCCUGGAGGGUACGCCCUGGCAGGGGCUGCGGCCUUCUCAGGGGCUGUGACCCACACCAUCUCCACGGCGCUGCUGGCCUUCGAGCUGACCGGCCAGAUAGUGCACGCGUUGCCGGUGUUGAUGGCCGUGCUGGCAGCGAACGCCAUCGCCCAGAGCUUCCAGCCCUCCUUCUAUGACGGCACCAUCAUUGUCAAGAAGCUGCCAUACCUUCCGUGGAUCCGAGGUCGGAAAAUCAGCUCUCACCGUGUGACUGUGGAGCACUUCAUGAACACUACCAUCACCACGGUGGCCAAGGACACACCGCUGGAGGAAGUGGUCAAGGUCGUGACCUCCACGGACAUGGCCAAGUACCUCCUGGUGGAAAGCACAGAGUCCCAGAUACUGGUGGGCACCAUGGAAAGGGCCCACCUGGUGCGGGCACUCCAGGCUGAGCCACCUUCCUGGGCUCCAGGACACCAGCAAUGUCUCCAGGACAUCUUGGCUGGGGGCUGUCCCGUGGAGCCAGUGACCCUGCAGCUGUCUCCGGAGACCUCCCUGCACCAGGCACACAACCUCUUCGAGCUGCUGCACCUUCAGUCCCUGCCUGUGACGUCCCGGGGCAGAGCUGUAGGCUCCGUGUCUUGGGUGGAGUUGAAGAAAGCAAUUUCCAGCCUGACAAACCCACCAGCCCCAAAGUGAGCCAGCCUGGCAAGACGAAACAGGGCGCCUCAGCUGCCCUGGUGAAGGAGGUUGGGCAGGGACCCUGCCUCUCUUCCCCCAUCACGGCACACCUCAACUGCUCAGUGUAGCGGGCAGCUCUGACCUAGCACCAAAGAGGGCUCCACGGUCACCAUGGUCCAUCCUGGGUGACGCAAGCACUAUAUGCCUUAAGGGACAAGUUCCACCCUGGACAGAGCAGAAAUGGAGACCGCAGAAAACCAGCGGACAGUGGGUGCUCAUCGAAAAGUCACCAAAUUUACAAGGAAGACAGGGGUGUAUGCGGUCACCAAGGGCAGGUACAGAGGCCCUCUGGGGGUUGUAGGACUCCCAACCAGAGGCUCCUGAGAAAAAUAAAGCCGAUUCCCAGAGCUGCAGGCCCCCUCACCUCAGCUCCAAGGGCGUCGACGUACCUGUGCGGGCCCUGAGCGAGCUCUUGGGGGCCCCCUGGUGGCCACCCGUGGGCAUCGCAGGCCUGGGUUCCUGGCCUCCCACUGCUGCUAAAUAAGCAGGAAAGCAGGUCCCUCACCAGGUCUUAUGACGCUUGUCCUCACGAAUAAGAAGAACCCUGUGGUCCAGCUACCCUCACCCCAGCCCCAGCUUCCUCCUUGGCUGAGCCUGGGCUGAUAAAGCAGCGUCCCUGGGUGUGGCUCCUGUGUG